CCGGGCUUCCUGACUAGAGAAGUCACUUCCGGUGUGUGUGGGUCUGUUGUGGUUAAGUUCAGCUGAAGCUGAGAACGCUCCAGUUGGCUCGAGGGCUCGGAGGGUGGCGGCGGCAGCAGCGUAUGAGGGGAGGUGAGUGGACCCCCGUACUGAGGGAGCUGCUGCUGACUGUCCGAGCCGGAUUAACCCCUUGCUGCCUGGUCAGCCCCAGCCUCAGAGCUGCCUCAUUCCGGAGCAGGGGACUGGGCGAGAAACGAGGGGAGCUCCUGGGGGAUCCCACCUCCCAAAGCCACCCUUGUCCCCACCGCCUCAGAGUGAAGCCAUGAAGGUAGUAAAUCUCAAGCAGGCCAUCCUGCAGGCCUGGAAGGAGCGGUGGAGCGACUAUCAGUGGGCCAUCAACAUGAAGAAGUUCUUCCCCAAAGGAGCCACCUGGGACAUCCUCAAUCUUGCAGAAGCCCUACUGGAGCAGGCCAUGAUCGGACCGUCUCCCAACCCUCUCAUUCUGUCGUACCUGAAGUACGCCAUCAGUUCCCAGAUGGUGUCUUACUCAACGGUACUCACAGCCAUCAGCAAGUUUGAUGAUUUUUCCCGGGAUCUCUGUAUCCAGGCCCUACUGGAUAUCAUGGACAUGUUUUGUGAUCGACUAAGUUGUCAUGGUAAGGCAGAGGAGUGCAUCGGUCUGUGUCGUGCACUCCUAAGUGCUCUUCAUUGGCUGCUUCGAUGCACAAUAGCCUCAGCAGAACGACUUCGGGAGGGGACCACAGCAGGGGAGAAACAACUCACCAUGUGUCUUCAACGACUUCAUAAGAUCCUCAGCAGCACCAAGAAUCGAGCCCUGCUGCAUAUUGCCAAACUGGAGGAAGCCUCUUCCUGGACAGCCAUUGAGCAGUCACUUUUAAAACUUGGGGACACCUUUGCCAGCCUGAACAAUUCCCAUCUCCAGAGUCAAGCAGAAGAGUGUGGAGCACUUGUAAGAAGCAUUCCCAUCAUGCUAUCUAUGCACUCAGAGCAGCUGCACAAGACUGGGUUUCCCACAGUGCAUGCUGUGGUCCUCUUGGAAGGCACCAUGAACCUGACAGGAGAGAUGCAGCCAUUGGUUGAACAGUUGAUGAUGGUGAAGAGGAUGCAGCGUAUUCCGUCCCCGCUCUUUAUCCUGGAGAUCUGGAAGGCUUGUUUUGUAGGUCUCAUUGAAUCUCCUGAAGGCACUGAAGAGCUCAAGUGGACAGCCUUCACUUUCCUCAAGAUUCCUCAGGUUUUGGUGAAAUUGAAAAAAUACCCUCAAGGGGACAAGGACUUCACUGAAGAUGUCAACUGUGCUUUUGAGUUCCUGCUGAAGCUCACACCCUUGCUAGACAGGGCUGAUCAGCGGUGCAACUGUGACUGUAUCAACCUGCUACUCCAGGAGUGUAGUAAACAAGGCCUACUCUCAGAAAUGAACAAAGACAGUCUGACGGAGAAGCGGAUAGCUGAUCGAGAACAGUCUCCUUGGUUGAAAUCAGCUGAAAAUGCCAAUAUCCAACCCAAUCCAGGGCUGAUUCUUCGAGCAGAGCCUACGGUCACCAACAUUCUCAAGACAAUGGAUGCAGAUCAUUCCAAGUCCCCAGAAGGGCUGUUGGGGGUUCUUGGCCACAUGCUUUCUGGGAAGAGCCUGGAUUUGCUCUUAGCUGCUGCUGCUGCCACUGGAAAACUCAAGUCUUUUGCCCGAAAAUUCAUUAGCUUGAAUGAGUUCACAAAGCACAUCAAUGGUGAAAACUCCAAAGCAGCCUCGGUGCGUGCGCUUCUCUUUGACAUCUCCUUCCUCAUGCUGUGCCAUGUGGCCCAGACCUAUGGAUCUGAGGUCAUUCUGUCAGAGUCAAGCACUGUGGGUGAAGUGCCCUUCUUUGAGACCUGGAUGCAGAUGUGUAUGCCCGAGGAGGGCAAGAUCCUGAAUCCUGACCACCCCUGCUUCCGGCCUGACUCCACCAAGGUGGAAUCCUUAGUUGCCUUGCUCAACAACACCUCUGAAACGAAGCUAGUGCAGAUUUUGAAGUGGCACGAGGCUUGUCUCAGCAUCUCAGCUGCCAUCUUGGAGAUUCUGAAUGCCUGGGAGAAUGGAGUCCUGGCUUUUGAGUCCAUCCAGAAAAUCACAGACAACAUCAAGGGAAAGGUGUGCAGCCUGGCAGUGUGUGCUGUUGCUUGGCUUGUGGCCCAUGUCCGUAUGCUGGGCCUGGAUGAGCGGGAGAAAUCACUCCAGAUGAUUCGACAACUGGUAGGGCCUCUCUCCAGUGAGAAUACCCUACAGUUCUACAAUGAGAGGGUGGUGAUCAUGAGUUCAAUUCUGGAGCACAUGUGCGCUGAUGUUCUACAGCAGACAGCCACACAGAUUAAGUUCCCAUGUACUGGCAUGGAUACAAUGCCCUAUUGGAACCUUCUGCCCCCCAAAAGACCUAUCAAGGAGGUUCUGACAAGCAUUUUUGCAGAGGUUCUGGAGAAGGGUUGGGUGGAUAGCCGAUCCAUCCAUGUCUUUGACACCCUGCUGCAUAUGGGUGGUGUUUACUGGUUCUGCAACAACUUGGUCAAGGAGCUGCUGAAGGAAACUCGAAAGGAGUAUACCCUUCGAGCCGUAGAGCUGCUCUAUAGCAUCUUCUGCCUAGACAUGCAGCAAGUCACCCUGGUCCUGCUGGGUCACAUCCUUCCUGGACUUCUUACAGACUCUGCCAAGUGGCAGAGUCUCAUGGAUCCCCCAGGCACAGCCCUGGCCAAGCUGGCAGUGUGGUGUGCCCUGAGCUCCUACUCUACUCACAAGGGGCAGGCAUCUUCCCGACAGAAGAAGAGACAUCGGGAGGAUAUUGAAGACUAUAUCAGCCUCUUUCCUCUGGAUGAUACACAGCCAUCAAAGCUAAUGCGACUUCUGAGUUCCAAUGAGGAUGAUGCCAAUGUUCUCUCUAGCCCUACUGACCGGUCCAUGAACAGCUCUCUCUCAGCCUCUCAGCUGCACACAGUCAAUAUGAGAGACCCUCUGAAUCGAGUCCUCGCAAACCUGUUCCUGCUGAUCUCCUCCAUCUUGGGGGCCAGGACAGCGGGGCCUCACACCCAGUUUGUGCAGUGGUUCAUGGAGGAGUGUGUGGAUUGCCUGGAGCAGGGCAGCCGAGGCAGCAUCCUGCAGUUCAUGCCUUUCACCACAGUAUCAGAAUUGGUCAAAGUGUCAGCCAUGUCCAGCCCCAAGGUGGUUCUGGCCAUCACAGACCUUAGUCUCCCUCUGGGACGACGGGUGGCUGCCAAAGCCAUCGCUGCACUCUGAGAAAGCAUAGGUGCCGAAGUCCUUUAUUAUUAUUAUUAUUAUUAUUAUUAUUUUGGAUUAAAUUUGAGGAAUGGAAGAAACUGAGGAACAGAGAGAGCCACAGGAGAGACAGAGCAACUGAGAAAUCAAGCAGUUCUCCUAUUGUGAUGACUGAUUAUUUAUCAGGAGAAGGCCAGUGUCUCUUCUCUCAGCAUCUAUCUGUUCUCUUUGCAUUUUUUUCUAUCCCUGGUUUCCUUUCCAUUCCUCUCCUUAACAAAAAUUUGCAUUUCUACUUCUAAUGGCUGCCUUGGGCAUUGGUGUUUCAGUAAGCCUCCAUUACCAGAUGAAUAAAGUCCCAUUCCUCAGGGAUGGACUGUGGCAGCUGCUCCUGUGAAUCAAUCAUCCUUGUGCCACUGCUCCUGUUUCUCCUUGAUCAGCUUUUGCUUUGAAUCAUCCAGUACCACUGUAGAAGGAUAAGGACAAUCCCUUCCAUCAGUACUGCGCUCUCACCUCCAGUCACAGAACAGAGUCAAGAGCCCUGGGUUUGAAUCUUGAUGCAAACAAUUGCUAUCUGGGGACGGAGGACCUGAAUGCCUUCCAUCCUUGCCCCUCUGCCUCUUGGAAUCCCUGGCUUCUUUCAGAGCUCAACUCAGGUGCCAACUUCUUCACAAGGCCUUUCCUGAUCACCCUGCCCCCUAGUUUGUUAUUCCUCACUCCCUUUUGAAAUCACUUUGUAUUUAUUUAUGUAUAUAUUGUAUCUCUGUUCCCCUCCAUAACUAGUAGAAUACAAAUCCCUUGAAGACUGGG
Messenger RNA from Sarcophilus harrisii (Tasmanian devil), 4066 nucleotides. RefSeq names its product mediator complex subunit 24 (gene MED24). NCBI's taxonomy places the organism in Eukaryota, Metazoa, Chordata, Mammalia, Dasyuromorphia, Dasyuridae. The record is from RefSeq and is a predicted model, not a curated record. The coding region runs from base 323 to 3280 and encodes 985 amino acids. Gene Ontology annotation, molecular function: transcription coregulator activity. The transcript is spliced from 25 exons. Gene Ontology annotation, cellular component: mediator complex.